CCAGAAUUCAAGAUGGCGGAGCUCGGAGCUUCGUUGACAGAUAUGAAGUGGUUGCACGAGUUGUCCGUUGGAGGGGCUAUGACGGGUGGAAAUGUGAACAAAGAUGGAACUCAAAUCUCAAAAGCUCAUGGCGGACAAGUGCCAAUGCGAAAAGCGCCAAAUUCGCCACUGGACACAAGUGCAACCCUUGAUAAAGACGAAGCGUCAAAUCAUAGAGAUGGAAAACCCCCGUAUAGUUACGCCAAUUUAAUUACAUUUGCCAUAAACAGUUCAAAACAUAAGAAAAUGACGUUAAGUGAGAUAUAUCAGUGGAUCUGUAACGAAUUUCCGUACUACAAAGAUGCUGGAAACGGUUGGAAGAAUUCUAUACGUCACAAUUUAUCUCUGAACAAAUGUUUUUUGAAAGUACCAAGAUCGAAAGAUGACCCAGGAAAGGGGUCGUAUUGGGCCAUAGACAACAACCCUCCAGAUGAUUCCUUGCCAUCUAGACACAAGAAACGGAAACUAAUUAGUGGAGAAUGGGCCACAUCGCCAUACAGCCCGGAAUCUGGUUUAAACUUGAACAACUCCAACAGUUUCAGUAACCCCCCUCUUUCUUCUGUCACAGUUCAAGUAUCCCCAAUACCAGCUCAGCAAGCAAGUCAGGUUCAGGUCCAGGUACCUGCCCAACAGACCCAACCAACUACUCUCGGCAAUUCCUUCAUUGAUAACAACAUAGGAAUAGAAGAUCUCAGUGCUUCAUUCAGAACCAUAUACAAAAACAUGUUUGAAACCAAUCCAGCAGGACCAACCCCCAGUUUACCUGGCACAGACUGGUUACAGAAUGUGGAGACAUUAAAAGAAAGUCUCAGACUCGCUGGUUCAGGCAGCAUAGACCUGAACAGUGUAGAUAUGCAACAAUUCCAAGGUCUGAUGGACACAAUGAAGCAAGCAGACCAUUCCAAUUGGUGUUUGAACCAGGAACAGUUUGCUGACCUAGCAUCUUCUCUCAGCACAUUCUUCAACCAGUCAGGUCUCCUCCCUACAAUCACCCCACCCACCACCACAACUAACACUGGUUAUUCAUCAACAAGUACUAGCACUUUGACAACAUUGAGCAACAACACAUCUCAUCUUACCGUCCCCCAAUCUUCCGUUAGCCCCUCCCUGAGCCCCACAUCACCAAGUGGAUUUAGUCCACAACCAACCCAAAAUGUUAUUGUUCAACCCACACAAACUGCUUCAUACAUCUUGAAUGAUGUGGAAGAUGACGAUGAAGAAUUCAAUUGGGAGAGGAUUUUAUAGUCGUCAAUUAGCAGCAACGUUCAUUAUCAUUCAUCACCAUGGCAACUAUACUGGACCGAGCAAUCCAGUUUACUGCAACUUUGAUAGUUAUUUUGUGGCGAGUGAAUGUGUGCAAGUGGAAAGUUAUUAUAUUGCGAUAUUCUUCAUUUGGUGAAGUUAAAUGCUUAUAUUAUAAACUGUUACAUAGAUUUCAAGACAACAAUCCCACUGUUGGCAUGCUGUACUUUGUGUAGCGAAUACUCAUCAUUGCGUUUACCUAACAUUUGGCAAUGUAUUGUGUUUCUAAAGUGUCUUAAAUCCCUAUUUAUUUUCUUGUGAUCUUACCAUGCUGAUCAGAUCCAGUUUACAGUAUUAUUUACAUUUUAUCAAUGGUCUGUUUGUAUGUUUCAUGUUUCCUUCUUCAAAAAGGUAUGUGUUUAAAAAAAAAAUCCUGUUUCACAUGAAAUUGACAAUCAUACGUUGGUAGAAAAUAAUUGAUCAUGGCAUGGUCCCAUUUUCAUGGUAAAAUUUCUUUUAAUUAGUUAUUGAGUUUGCUUGAGCUUGAUCACUAUUGUAAAAAAUGCGAUUUACCUUUUUGUGAUUUUUUAAUCAUAUUUCUCACCUGAUCCUAUGGCAAUAUUGUUAUUUUAUAUAUAAUUAUUAUAUUUUAUUUUGAGAGUUGUUGUUAGACCAUUUUAUACAUUGUUUGAUGCAGGGUGUUUUGUUUUUUUUUUCUUUUUCCAUUGUGUAUCUGCUGUUGACUUUUUAUUUAUGGAACUGCAGGCUCAGAUUUUUCCCUAGUCUUUGCAAUUUUAAUGAAAUCCCAUGGUUUCUCUAUUUCAUCACGACAGCACUUUACUUUUAAAAGAAUAAAUGUAUAACAGUUUAGUUUGAUUUGGAAAUCCUUUUUGUCCCAUCAAUUUUACUUUUAUUAUAAAUGUUAAAAAAAAUGUUUUCAUAAAUUUCCAGUUGAGGAAAACACUUGAAUAAAUUAAAAUUCCAUAUUAAAGCACUUUUGUUCAAGUAUCUAAACCUCAACUAGUGAGAAAAAUAUACCUUAUCAAUUUAAAAUUGCUUCUACAGAGCAGAAUUAAGUUGACAUUUUCUGAUUCUUGUUAAUAAUAUAAAUGUGUAAAUUAUUCAUACUGAUUCAAUUUAAUGCCAUUAAUGGUGUCUGUCAACAUUGAAAUGGUACUCCAACAAUAUUUGAUAAUUUGAAAUUUUCUGUUUAAUGUCUACUGAAAAUAAUUUUUCAGAAUCUAGCAAUUUUAAACGUGGAAUGUGAAACUAAAAAAAAAAAAAAAAUAAGUGGAAAGAUUAUAAGCCAUGUUUUACUUAAUCAGUAAGGAAGAACCCCUCUUGAAUAUGUGUACACAUUUCUUGACUUUGAAAAUCAAAUUAGUGCUAAUUUAUAUGUGUAUUGUUUCUUGCUCAGUAGUUCAGAUUUUACAGACCUUAACAUAUUGUUGAGGACUAGAUUGCACAAUUACAUGUAUUUUAUUCCUGUACAAAUCUUUCUUAGUGAACCAUGUUAGUUUUAAUCUUUUGAUCUUCUUACCUGGACAACGGAAUUGUCAGGUAAUAAGUUUCUCAUAUUUCAUUCACUGGAAUGCUAGAGGACUUUCAUCUUAUGAUAUUCAUUUUUAAUAGAUUGUAGUGAGAUUCAUACAUGUACAUGUAUAUUGUAUGAUAAAGAAAAAAUCAGCUUCACAACAUGUGGUAAAUGUUCCUGUAUCUUUAUUUGAAAUGUGGGUAUAUAUAAUCUGCAAAACUUAUAGAAACAUUAAGUAUGAUGUAGGUAUUUACCGGUAGUGAUAACAAAAAAUGUGCAAUGUGUUUCUACUGUAUAUAGCUUCAGAUCUGUACAUGCUUGUGUAUAAUUUCUUGCUUGCUGUGUCAGUUUCGUUUACCUCUCUUCCUUAUAACAAUUUUUCGGAGAGUUUUAGGUGUUUGCUUUAGUUUUAGGAUGCAUGUUUACCCUUUAAGGAGAGUGAUUGGCAGCUUUUCAAAGUAUAUGGUAGAAAUAGUAAUGUCCAAAAACUAGCUAUAGAAUUGAUGAGAACAGUUAUCAUUUUUUCUUAGUGCAGCAUGUAUAUGCUGGAAAUCUGAAUAAAUUAAUAAUAACAUCUGAGGUGACUGAGAAUAUGAUUAUGCAAUACAUGUUCUUUAGAAUUAUACCAUCUAUUGAUUUUGUUAUCAAAAUUUGUUUUUUAAUCAUGUUCAGAAAUGCCUUUAUUGAAUUAAAAAAUAUUUUUCUAGCUUUCUGUAAGUAAUGUUUAUGAUGCUGUAAAUAUAGACUGUUUUAAGUUGGUUAUUGCUUUUUAGAAACUUUAUUCAGGUUAAUGACCGUCCAUAUCAUAUAUACUUUUCUUUUGAGAGGCAUUUGCUGUGUAUCGUGUUACAUGUUCUUAUCAAGUUAUAAGUUUAUGCACCAAGAAUCACUUUCAGAAAUGAGUGAAAUACUGAAUAAAUUGCUUUUAAUUUGGAAAACCCACUUUAAACCACAUGUAGUAAUUCACUUACACAUUUGUAUUUUUCUAAGUACUACUCCUUUCAUUAUAAAGAAGUAAGGAAAAUGCAUUUUAUAAUGUCAAAUAUUAAUUUAAUUCAGCAGUUCAUUUUUCCAAAUGUACAUCUGAAUACCAAGAAAUUAUCACAGAAAAAUUGUAGAUUAUAACUAACAAAGUUGUUUCUCUGUAGUUUUUUCAUGACUAUGCAUUUUGUAAAUGAUUUUACUAAUGUUUUGAUAACAAUAUGUCAAUGAUAAGAAGCAAAUCAGUUAUUCCACAUGAAUCACAAUUAUUGCAUGUCGUGUCUGUCGGAGUGUUUAAGGAAUAGAUUAGUUCUAUUCUUUUAUUGCAAAUGAGUUGUCAUUGCAACUUUUCAUCAAUAAAAUUGUUGAAUAUCAA
Saccostrea echinata is the source of this 4172-nucleotide messenger RNA. RefSeq names its product forkhead box protein J3-like. Gene Ontology annotation, biological process: regulation of transcription by RNA polymerase II. Lineage: Eukaryota; Metazoa; Mollusca; Bivalvia; Ostreida; Ostreidae. The transcript has 9 exons. Gene Ontology annotation, molecular function: DNA-binding transcription factor activity, RNA polymerase II-specific; RNA polymerase II cis-regulatory region sequence-specific DNA binding. Bases 13 to 1284 code for a protein of 423 amino acids. Gene Ontology annotation, cellular component: nucleus. The record is from RefSeq and is a predicted model, not a curated record.